Messenger RNA from Loxodonta africana (African savanna elephant), 1644 nucleotides. RefSeq names its product DERPC proline and glycine rich nuclear protein (gene DERPC). The record is from RefSeq and is a predicted model, not a curated record. Lineage: Eukaryota; Metazoa; Chordata; Mammalia; Proboscidea; Elephantidae. The coding region runs from base 1 to 1644 and encodes 547 amino acids. The transcript has a single exon.
AUGAAAGAACCCCGGAUUUUCCCUAGAGAGCGGCCAACUCCUUGGACUCGUGCUCCACUGCCACCCCGCGGACGGCUCGACGGCUCACUGGGACCACAGGGGGGUCCUGUUCUGAACACAGGCCACCCACUGGGCGUGAACUCAGAUCCUUUCCUUAUGGCAGCUGGUUCUCUUGGUGGAACUCUGGCCCCAUUUCCAAGGAAUCCAUCUCCUUUUCCAACUCCAUCAGGCCCUUUGGCUUCAAAUCCAGCGCCCUUCCCUGCUGGUGCUCGUGACCCAAGUAUGGCUUCUUUUCCAAGAGGGAUGAACCCCACUGGCACAGGCACAGUUUCUUUCCCAAGGCCAGGUGGUCUCUUGGGCUCGGGCCCAGGCCCAGGCCCAGGCCCAGGCCCAGGUCUAAAUUCUAGAGCAGGGGCUCUUCCAGGCCCAGGGCCUCUGUCUAACCCAAGAUUAGGAGGUCUCCCAGGCACAGGUCCUAUGUCCAACCAGAGGACAGGUGGUCUCCUGGGAGUAGGUCCUGACCCCAGAAGUGGCGGCCCCAUGGGCCCUGGAUCUGGACCCAACUUGAGAGCAGGUGUCCUUUUGACCUCUGGGAAUGGUCCUCCCAAUCCUAGGCCAGUUGGCCUUGGCCCAGGACCAAGUCCCAAUUUGAGAUCAGGCUUCUUAGGUACAAAUCCUGCUCCCAGGUCAGGUAUGUUUCAAGGCCCAGGCCUUGGGCCCAAUCCAAGAGCAAGUGGCCUGGGCCCAGGCCUUGGGCCCAAUCCAAGGGUGGGUGGCCUAGGUCCAGGCCCUAAUCUGGAUGUCAGAGCAGCUGGUGGCCUCUUGGGCACAGGAUCUGGUCUUAACUUAAGAAUGGCUGGACCUCAAGGCCUAGAUCUUGCCCCCAUUCUAAGAGCAGCAGGUCUUCUAGGAGCAAAUUCAGCUUCUUUCUCACAGGCUUCUGGAAACAUGGGCACAAGCCCAUCCUCUAUGACAAGAGUACCUGGCCCUAUAGGCCCAAAUUCGGGUCCUGGCUCUCGGGGAAUUGGCUUUCCAGGGUCAAAUCCAUCUCCCAUGUCACGGGCUCCUGGUCCCAUAGGCCCUAAUUCAGCUCCUUUCUCAAGGCCAGCUGGCCCUAUGGGGAUAAAUGCCAAUCCCUUCCCAAGGGGAACCAGUUCAGGGGGACUGAACCCAACUGCCUUCUCUCAGUCAUCUGGCUCAUUGGCUUCAAACCCCGCUACCUUUCAAAGGUCUGCUGGCCUCCAGGGCUCAAAUCCAGCAAUUUUCCCAAGGGCCUCUGGGCCAUUAGGUCCCAACCCAGCUAACUUCCCAAGGGCCACUGGCCUGCAGGGUCCAAGUCCAGCUACUUUUCCAAGGUCUGCUGGCCCAUUAGGCCCUGGUCAAGUUGCUUUCCCCAGGUCAGCUGCUGGGCCCCUGGGCUCUUCUCCAGCAGGCCCAGUGGGUAUCAACCCAGCUCCUUUUGCAAGGCCAACUGGGACCCUGGGUCUAAACCCUGCUUCCUUUCCAAGGAUGAAUGGCCCUGCAGGCAAGAGUUUGGUCCCAUUUCCUAGAGUGGGGAGCCUCCCUGGCACAAACCCAGCUGCUUUUCCCAGAGCAGGGGGUCCAAUGGCUACAAUGUACCCAAAUGGAAUGUUACCCCCUUAA